Eimeria necatrix is the source of this 366-nucleotide messenger RNA. RefSeq lists its product as hypothetical. The coding region runs from base 1 to 366 and encodes 121 amino acids. The transcript is spliced from 3 exons. NCBI's taxonomy places the organism in Eukaryota, Apicomplexa, Conoidasida, Eucoccidiorida, Eimeriidae. The record is from RefSeq and is a predicted model, not a curated record.
AUGGCGGCGAUGGACUUGGCGCUGACGACCUCGCCGGACCACGUGUUGGCGCUGUGCGGGGAGCUGAUUCAGCGCGGGGGUUUGGAAAGCUCUUUGCGGGGUUUAGGGUUUGCUGCUGUGGCGCUGCUGCUGCAGUUUGCUGCAGCAAAUAUAGCCUUUAAGGGGCAGCAGCAAACUCGCUGCUGCUUGCUGCUGCUGCAGUCGCUGCUGCACACCAAAGAGCAGUGGCUGCUGGCCCACGCGCAAACCGCCGCAGAACUCAAACCCCUCAUUGCCAAGAUUUGCCAGCGAGUGGCCUUCGAGUUGGAGCAAAUUCGAAGGCUAGCCCGCACCGAGGCCCUCGUGGACGCCCUACUGGCCAUUUAG